AUGGAUCAUGGUAUGCGCACUGAGAAGAAAUUCACUUGGGUUUUGGAUGACUUCUCUUCUUGGGAUCAGACGGUGCACUACUCUCCCCGCUUCGUCGUCGCCGGCAGCGAUUGGUGUGUUACUGCUUAUCCCAGUUUCUACCGUGAUGGUACUCACUACUUAUCCGUGUAUCUGAAACUUGCGCUUGAAUCUUCACCAAUAGGAUGGAGAAGAAACGUGCAAUUUACACUCACUCUUGUGAAUACGAACUCUCCUAACUGGAACAAAGUAGCAGGAGGGGAAUGCUGUUUCGAUGCAAAGAAAAACAGUUGGGGUUUUGGUAAUUUCUUGCCCCUCUACAAACUUCUUGGAGGGUUUCUGAUGGAUAGAAGACUCGUUAUCAUCGCUCAAGUUAAAGUUCUUCCAGUGGAACCUGUGAAGAUUACUGCAUCGUCUCUAUCUUUGAGAGAGGCGAUUCAAGGUGUUUAUGCACCUGUCGCCAAAUCUCAAGUCGAGACUGUUGAUGUUGACGCAUCUAAAGAGGCACUUCGAGCUGCUAUUGAAUCUCUCGCCAAAUCUCAAGUCGAGACUGUUGAUGUUGAUGCAUCUAAAGAGGGUGCGGAGGACGAUGACGACACGUCUCAAGUGGCGCAAGAAACUGAGAAUUCAUCUAAAGAGAAUGUGGAAGAUGAUGCAUCUGAAGAGGGUACAGGUGAUGAUGAUGACACGUCUCAAGUGGCGGAAGAAACUGAGAAUGUUGAUAAUGAUGAUGGUAGUGAUGACGAUGCAUCUGAAGAGGGUACAGGUGAUGAUGAUGACACGUCUCAAGUGGCGCAAGAAACUGAGAAUGUUGAUAAUGAUGAUGGUAGUGAUGACGAUGCAUCUGAAGAGGGUACAGGUGUUGAUGAUGAUGAUUCAUCUGAAGAGGGUACAGGUGAUGAUGAUGACACGUUUGAAGAGGGUUCAGAUGAUGAUGAUGCUUCAGCUCCUGUUUCAGAUGGUGACAACAAUGGUGCACCUAAAGAAGAUGUUGAUGGCGAGGCUGCAUCUCUUGUUACCGAAGAUAAUGCUACAAACGGAACUUCCCUAGACCAAGUACAAUCUGUGAGACGUAUAUUCCAAAAACACCCAGACAUUGCUUCCGAGUUCCGUGCAAAAAACCAACAUCUUAGGAACGCUUGUAUGAGUUUCCUUCUAAGCUUAAUCAAGACGUUGUGCCAGUCGCUUGAUGAGCUAUCCAAUGAAGAUCUUGUGGAAGCAGACAUUGCGCUCACAUACUUGAAAGACGCAGGCUUUAAGGUGGACUGGUUGGAGAACAAGCUGGACCAACUAAAGAAAAACAAGGAGAAAGAGCAGUCUGGUUUGGCCAGGCUCCAAGAAAUAGAGGAAGAUCUACUGAAGCUGAAGCAAAAGUGUUUAGACCUAAAUGCUCUUGCAGAGAAGGAGAAGUCAGAGUUGUCAGUCACCAGAACUGCUCUGUCUUUCGAUGACCUUGUUUGA
This is a messenger RNA of Thlaspi arvense, 1479 nucleotides long. NCBI's taxonomy places the organism in Eukaryota, Viridiplantae, Streptophyta, Magnoliopsida, Brassicales, Brassicaceae. The record is from the annotation of a GenBank genome assembly.